Molecule: messenger RNA, 4283 nt
Organism: Artibeus jamaicensis (Jamaican fruit-eating bat)
Lineage: Eukaryota; Metazoa; Chordata; Mammalia; Chiroptera; Phyllostomidae
Gene: ZER1
Product: zyg-11 related cell cycle regulator
Exons: 16
Coding region: 463-2763 (766 amino acids)
Cellular component (GO): Cul2-RING ubiquitin ligase complex
Molecular function (GO): protein binding
Source: RefSeq, a predicted model, not a curated record
CGGCGGCUGCAGGCUCCGAGCUGUAGGAGCCGAAUCGGGGGAGGAGGGGCCGAGCCCCGGAGCCAGCACUGGGCGGCCUGCAGCCCUAAGGGCAAGGUAAAGGCCAAGGGUCCCUGCGGCGCGACCCCCUCCCGCCCGGGCCUCCCGCCCUCGGGACCCCAAGCUCCGCCUCGUCGACCUCGGUCUCCCCCAGACCCCAGCCCUAGCCUGACGACAUCCCCUGCCGGCCCGGGCCGCAUCCUCCGCUCUUCCUCCGCCGAGGAAGCAUCCUGUCCGUUCCUGGAGCCAAGGGAUGCACCUGCGUUCUGCCCCUUCCCCUCCUGCCUCCGGCGCCUCAGCAUCGCCUCAGCAUCGCCGCCGCGACCACUUGCACAGGCUGUGGCCCUGCCAAUGACCCUGUGAGUGCCGAGACGCCGCCCCUGCCCUGCCCUGCCCCAGAGUGGCCCACCUUCCUACCCCAGCAUGGCGUCCGAUACCCCUGAGUCCCUGAUGGCCCUCUGCACCGACUUCUGCCUGCGCAACCUGGAUGGCACCUUGGGCUACCUCCUGGAUAAGGAGACUCUGAGGCUGCAUCCAGACAUCUUCCUGCCCAGCGAGAUCUGUGACCGGCUCGUCAAUGAGUACGUGGAGCUGGUCAACGCCGCCUGCAACUUUGAGCCGCACGAGAGCUUCUUCAGCCUCUUCUCCGAUCCUCGCAGCACCCGCCUCACCCGCAUCCACCUCCGUGAGGACCUGGUGCAAGACCAGGACCUGGAAGCCAUCCGCAAGCAGGACCUGGUGGAGCUCUACCUGACCAACUGCGAGAAGCUGUCCGCCAAGAGCCUGCAGACCCUGAGGAGCUUUAGCCACACCCUGGUGUCCUUGAGCCUCUUCGGCUGCGCCAACAUUUUCUAUGAGGAGGAGAACCCGGGGGGCUGUGAGGACGAGUGCCUCGUCAACCCCACCUGCCAGGUGCUGGUCAAGGACUUCACAUUCGAGGGCUUUAGCCGCCUGCGCUUCCUCAACUUGGGCCGCAUGAUUGACGGGGUCCCUGUGGAGUCCCUGCUGCGGCCUCUCAAUUCACUGGCCGCCUUAGACCUCUCGGGCAUCCAGACCAGUGACGCGGCCUUCCUCACCCAGUGGAGAGACAGCCUCGUGUCCCUUGUGCUCUACAACAUGGACCUGUCCGACGACCACAUUCGGGUCAUCGUCCAGCUGCACAAGCUGCGACACUUGGACAUCUCCCGAGACCGCCUCUCCAGCUACUACAAGUUCAAGCUGACCCGCAAGGUGCUGAGCCUCUUCGUGCAGAAGCUGGGGAACCUCAUGUCCCUGGACAUCUCUGGCCACAUGGUCCUGGAGAACUGCAGUGUCUCCAAGAUGGACGAGGAGGCAGGGCAGACCAGCAUCGAGCCUUCCAAGAGCAGCAUCAUGCCCUUCCGGGCUCUGAAGAGGCCACUGCAGUUCCUCGGGCUCUUCGAGACCUCCCUGUGCCGCCUCACCCACAUUCCGGCCUACAAAGUGAGUGGCGACAAGAACGAGGAGCAGGUGCUGAACGCCAUUGAGGCCUACACUGAGCACAGGCCUGAGGUCACCUCGCGAGCCAUCAACCUGCUCUUCGACAUCGCGCGCAUUGAGCGCUGCAACCAGCUCCUGCGCGCUCUGAAGCUGGUCAUCACCGCCCUCAAGUGCCACAAGUAUGACAAGAACAUUCAAGUGACGGGCAGCGCUGCCCUCUUCUACCUGACGAAUUCCGAGUACCGCUCAGAGCAGAGCGUCAAGCUGCGCCGGCAGGUCAUCCAGGUGGUGCUGAAUGGCAUGGAAUCCUACCAGGAGGUGACGGUGCAGCGGAACUGCUGCCUGACCCUCUGCAACUUCAGCAUCCCUGAGGAGCUGGAGUUCCAGUACCGCCGGGUCAACGAGCUCCUGCUCAGCAUCCUCAACCCCACUCGGCAGGACGAGUCGAUCCAGCGCAUCGCCGUGCACCUGUGCAAUGCCCUGGUCUGCCAGGUGGACAACGACCACAAGGAGGCCGUGGGCAAGAUGGGCUUCGUCGUGACCAUGCUGAAGUUGAUUCAGAAGAAGCUGCUGGACAAGAUAUGCGACCAGGUCAUGGAGUUCUCCUGGAGCGCGCUGUGGAACAUCACGGACGAGACGCCGGGCAACUGCGAGAUGUUCCUCAGCUUCAAUGGCAUGAAGCUCUUCCUGGACUGCCUGAAGGAAUUCCCAGAGAAGCAGGAACUGCAUCGGAAUAUGCUGGGACUCUUGGGGAACGUGGCAGAGGUGAAGGAGCUGCGGCCUCAGCUCAUGACUUCCCAGUUCAUCAGUGUCUUCAGCAACCUGCUGGAGAGCAAGGCUGACGGGAUAGAGGUGUCCUACAACGCCUGCGGCGUCCUCUCCCACGUCAUGUUUGACGGGCCUGAGGCCUGGGGCAUCUGCGAACCCCAGAGGGAGGAGGUGGAAGAGCGCAUGUGGGCAGCCAUCCAGAGCUGGGACAUCAACUCACGGAGAAAUAUCAAUUACAGGUCAUUCGAGCCAAUACUUCGCCUCCUUCCCCAGGGAAUCUCCCCCGUCAGCCAGCACUGGGCCACCUGGGCCCUGUACAACCUUGUGUCUGUCUACCCUGACAAGUACUGCCCCCUGCUGAUCAAAGAAGGCGGGAUGCCCCUUCUGAAGGACAUGAUCAAGAUGGCCACGGCGCGGCAGGAAACCAAGGAGAUGGCGCGAAAGGUGAUUGAGCACUGCGGCAACUUUAAAGAGGAGAACAUGGACACGUCCAGAUAGAGGCCUCUGCCCGUGGCCGCCAGGCUCUGGACCACGCGGCCGGCAGGCGGCGCUCUGCGGCAGCCCGGCUGGCAGACCCCCAGCCCCGGGAGCCGCCCACCGGACGAAGGGACACAGGGGAACUUUUGCACAACUGACGCUUUUCCUUAAUUAGUGAGAUAUAUAUAUUAUAUAUAUAUUAUUUUUUUUUGGUUAGGAAGUGUGAAGUUUUGUGUAUAUGAUUUCUGUACAAAAACAAAAACACUCCCCGAGUCCCUGCAGCUCCCGGGCCAUUCCCAGGCCCCCCUAGAAGCCUGCGUUGCCACCAUACUCCUACUCCCAGCGACUAAACGCCUCCAACGUGUGAGUGUCCGGUCCUUCCCCAGUGGUCUCAGACCCUGGCCUCGCUUCCUAGUAGGAGAGGCAGCAGGCUUCUCACAGCCCACUCCAGCACCCUAACCCACCCACCGAGCCGGAGAGCCCCAUCCGGGUUCCUGGGGGCGGCUGAUAGGGUUUAGGGAUUAAAACUAACCCCCGAGUCUCCUAAAUGCCUUGGUGCUCCCAGCAGUGGGCCAUCUGGGGCAAAGAAGUGAGCCGUGCCCAGGCCUAGGCAGCCCAGGCCCCAGAGGACCCUCCCUGAGUAGGGCUCACCAUGGCCCUGCUGCUCUUGGCCAGGCCUGCCUGAGGCCACGCUGCUAUGGAGGCUGCCUCCUAGUCUCCCACCAGGUCCCAGGCUGUUGAAGGCCCCAGUCCAGGGCUCAUCCACUGCCCCUUUUGCCAAACGUACCAGAACCUGCCCCAGCCCUGGAAGCCAGCACCUUCUGGGACUGGGGGCUUGUUCACUCCCCAGCCCUUCAUCUGCCCACAGCACCCAAGGUGCCCAGGCACCCCACCAGCAGAACUGAGCCUGCCUGCCCCGCCGCCCCCAGGACCCCACAGCUCUGACCGGAGCUCCCCACGCUGACCUUUCCAGCAGCAACAGGCGGGUGCCUCCAGGCCAGUAUUUGGCACCACCUGCCGUGGACACCCUCCCCCCCUGCCCCAGGGCUUUACCUUGGAAACCUCUGAGCUGAGUUUCAGAGAAGUGCGAGCCCCAGGUGUAUCGGCGUCCCCGCGCUCCCUCGCCAUCACUCGGGGCUGCUGCUGUGGUGAGACAGACGGGGUGAGGAGGCCCCUCUGGAACAAGGGGCCUGGGGGCAGGCCUUGGGGCACGGCUGCUCGCCCCACCUCCUGUUCUGGGCUUCUCCCAGCAUUUCUGCCUCCACGCAGAACAGGCUGGAGGAGUGGCCCAGGGAACAGGCCCCUGGCCUUUUUCUCCUGGAGUCUUUCCCUCCCAGCCCUGGGAAGAGACAGCUGCCCUGUAUUCCCCAGCUCGGCAGAUGGGCCGCAGCUGGCCCUCCCUCCCGUGCUCAGGUGGCCUGAGCCAGCCACCCCCACCCCCACGGGCCGCACUCACACCGCAUCGCUUUACUACCUGGGGUCUGGGUAAAUGUCUGUACUUCGGGAUAUCACAGAAAUACAUUUUUGUGCAAAGUGGAGAA